CUUUAUUUAUCGUUUAGAGGUCGUUGAACGAACAAAUUUUGAAGAUAUAAAACCCUUCUUUCUAUAUGAUAAAAAGUAGCUAGAGGGACUUCUAUUGUUAAUAAUACUCACGAUGUUCUAUUUGUCUUUUGUGCCAUAUUUCCUGAAGAUUUUAAUAAUAUCAACAUUUUUCAUUGAACAAAAAUGUUCUUUUGAGACGUCGAAAACGGCUUGCAGGGCCUCCCUUAAUUCAACUUGCAGUGUAUCGGAAUGUCCACAAAAUAAAGAAGAGUUUGAAGCGGCUGCGAGACGGAAAAAAUGUCACCAGUUUAAUUACGUAAAUUGCAAACCUCUGAAAUAUCACUGUAUUUUGAAUGAAAAUUUGACAGGAUUAAUUGAAGUAUGUACCCCUCAACGGUAUAUUCAAUAUGGGCGGUGUGCUAUAUUUGAGGAAAGAUUCCAUGGCAUUGGGAUCACCUAUAAACAAAACUGUACCUAUUCUGAUAACCCCUGUCCAUCAAUUUAUAAUUCAACAGAGUCGUAUAAAUAUAGCCAAUGCUUUAAAUUGGUGAAUAAUUCCACUGGAUUAUAUACAAAAACUAAAAAUGACCACUGCAAAGUAAGUGAAAAGAAAACUAGCAGUUUUCCUAUUUGGAUAAUUAUAAUCAUCGUUGUCGUAUUGUUUGUUGUGGCCGUGACAUUUGCACUGAUCUACAUCAUAUGUAGAUACAAAAAGAACAAGAGAAACAAAAGAAGACAAGAGAAGAAGGAUGCUAAAGAUGGUACAGAGGAUAUUAUGCUUCAGGAGAUAGACUCACUAUCUUUAAAAUAGAAAGGUGUUUCAAGUGGAUUAAUUUUUCCUCCAAUUCAUU
Saccostrea cuccullata (small rock oyster) is the source of this 851-nucleotide messenger RNA. RefSeq lists its product as uncharacterized. The record is from RefSeq and is a predicted model, not a curated record. Bases 113 to 811 code for a protein of 232 amino acids. Lineage: Eukaryota; Metazoa; Mollusca; Bivalvia; Ostreida; Ostreidae. The transcript has 7 exons.